AUUCUGUUCUGCCACAACUUAUGCUCAGUGGACAAUCCAGAUUUGACGCGACAGAGGCCGACGACUUAACUGAGCGUAGCCGGACUCUCGUCUUUGGAUCAUGACGACGCCCUUCUCCGACCGAGCGCCCGCCAAAAUCCAACAAGAAACUUCGCCCCCCACUCUUCAUCACAAGACGUUGUCGGCGUACUAUCCUUACAUCUACACUCUCUCCAAGUUCAUAUCUUCUCGUCUAGAAGGUUUUGAAAGUCAACCGCAGGCUUCUAAUACUACAGCGUUUAGCACAUUUCUCAAAACUACCCUUUGUGCUUUCAGGAAUGAGGACGAACUCAAUCGCGUCGAACUUGACAAGGAUAGACGUGUCAUCUUCCCCACUCAGCAGGAGGCUAUAGAUAAAGCUUUGAGCCAUGUUGCAAAGGCGAGUUCCGGCCCCGGAAAGGUCCAAAACUUGUUGCUUUUUCGCACAUCGUCGAAGUUGCACAUACAAGAUCUACCGAUCAACAUGUCUCGCCCAUCGGUCCCGAAUCAAACGAUACAAGGACCUGCUGGCGUGUUCAGAUCUUCUGAAUGGCAAAUCCUGAGGUCAAGAAUCGGAGACAAAUCCUUCAGCCAACUCCUCCUUGGUACUUCCCUUUUCAGCCCUGUCGGCAAUAACUGCUAUCUACAGCUGAGCGGUAUACCAUUAUAUGAAUUAUAUGAAGACGACCAUCGCAGAGCUUUCUCAAAGAUAGAACUCAGUAGGAAGCGGAAAAGAGGAGCUGAGAAAAAUAGGAAGGGUAAAAGAAAACGCCCAAAGAGUACGACUGUGAUUCAAGCAGAAGAGAGCUCUGAGAUUUUUGACCAGGCAAAGGCUAAAGAAAAAAAGGACGAUGGAAAUCCCAGCAACAUCAGUAUUCAGCGGCAGCGUAUGUUUUACGGGCGCCCCUACUGGCAUAAGCAAGGUGUAUUAUCUCAUGGUCUUCCGCCCUCUCAUAUCCUCAACUCUCUCAAGUGUGGUAAGAAAUCACACGAGGCACCUAGCGACUUUGACUGUUUGUCUCUUCUCGACGAUAUAUUCCCACAGCUUGUCGGUAACAACAAAGAUAUCUCCACCCUCACCACAGAGAAACUUCCAAAGCGUGCUGCGGGUAUGAUCGGGAUUGCGAGAGAGAUCAUAGUGCGGCAUAGUCGAUUGGAAUAUGAGGAUAUUAUGAAGCAGUGCCUCAAGAGGAUGGAUAGAGUGUCUUCAAAAACGCCGCCAACUUACACAGAGAAGUCAGCUUGGACGGCAACGCCAGCGCAGUCUAAUGAACAGACUUUACCAACGAGUGCGGUUAGACGGGAACGAUCUGCAAGGGUGAAUAUCGCUAUUUAUGAGGAGAAGACUCACAAUCCCUUCAUGCCUAAGACGCACCGGCAGGUAUGCUGGUUCGUCACCACUAUCGUUCGCUCUUUGUUUUCUACACAAAUCAUGGGAAGCCAACACAACCUGGAUAUUCUCCUUGCCAAUGUUCGUAGAUUUAUCACGGCUAAACAGUUCGAAACUAUAUCUCUCCAUUCCUUAAGUCAGGACCUGAGGAUCAACGACUUCCGAUGGCUCCAUGAAAAUAUCGGAUCCGGACAGAGAGUGUCUCCGGGGGAGAUGAAGAAAAGAAAAGAGUUGGUUCUCAGCUUAAUCCAUUGGAUAUUCGAAUGCUUCCUUGUACCUCUUAUCAAGAAUUCAUUCUAUGUCACUGAAACGGCGACGACCAAAUACGAGACCGUGUACUACUCUCAGAAGGACUGGAACAAGGCCGUUAGACCUCAUUACCGGAAACUCCAGGACAAUCUGUUGGAGGAGAUUGACAAGAACAAGGUUGAAGCAGCACGGCGAGGUGUUCUGGGCGUAUCGACCGCGCGUCUUAUCCCCAAACCCACUGGAUUUCGGCCCAUUGUCAACCUCGGGCGGAAAAUCGAAACGCCGGACACGACGAACUCAAAACGAAAAUCCUGGAGCGCGAACCAAAUUUUGGGGAAUGUACACAAAGUGCUCACGUCGGAGAAGGAUCGACAAAAACCCAGACUGGGAGGAGCUCUCUUCGGUACAAAUGAGAUCUUCCCACCGCUCCAGAAGCUUAAGUGUGAUUUGACCAAGAAGCAUGGGAACCUGCCCCAGUUGUACUUUAUUAAGACGGAUAUCAAGGCCGCUUUUGACUCCAUCAAGCAGGACAAGAUGCUUGAAAUGCUGGAAGAUAUGCUUCGCCAGAGCUCUGAAUAUCGCGUUAUACUAUACAGCGUUCUCCUGCCGCCGGGCCAUAAAGCUUACCAAGGCACUUCGAAACGAUUUUUCAAAUCGAGAGCAAUUCCUACAGAGGAUGUUUCACUUACGUUCGCCGAUCAUGCUAAAGAGAUUGCAGCUUCCAUGCGGAAUGCUACCAUUGUGGACAUGGUGAGGAGAUAUUCAGUGACCACUCAAGAAUGUCUUGAUCUUUUGCGUACCCAUAUCAAAGACAAUGUGUGGCAAGUCGGCAAGCAAUACUAUCGACAAAAGACAGGCAUUCCCCAAGGCUCUAAAGUCAGCACUUUGCUUUGCACAAUGUUCUACUCAUACCUGGAAAACGAACAUCUCUCUUGGACUCGACGCGAAGGCAGCCUUCUUCUCCGCUACAUCGACGACUUUCUUUUCAUCACAGAUAACUAUAACUUAGCCCGACGCUUUGUAGACGUGAUGUCUCGCGGAUUUCCUGAGUAUGGCGCGCGAAUAUCUGUAGACAAAACUCUCCUAUCGUUUGAAUACGAUACUGGUAAGCAGCUGGCUCCUGUAUGCGGUGUCAACGAACAAGGGGAUGUUGAUUUCCCUUAUUGUGGUUUUUUGAUACGGACCGGGACACUGGACAUUAUGCCGGACUAUACUAAGUUUCUAAAUUACUCGAUCAAACAAUCAUUUGCACGUCGAUCAACACGCAAACAGGGUUCAACUUUUUUGACUUGGUAUAGCCGUCAGCUGGAGAACCGUAAUCAUGUGGCUCUUCUGGAUACCGCACACAACGGACUUGGUACUGUUAUGAUGAACGUUUUCAUCAAUUUUGCUAUAACAACAAUGAAAGUACCUCACUAUUUCAAAGGAACGGACACUGGCGCCAACUUCAAUCGACUGGUAUUUGCUUCUAUGUUAUGCUCGUCAGAGUAUACCUUCUAUGCCGGACGCGCCAGAGUUCUACACCACGUCCGUACCAAAAAUAGCAAAAACCUGGAUAAGAAAGAGCAUUUUUCGUUGAAAAAAGAGGAGUUUAUAUUACUGGCCAUCACGGCAAUGUCUCAUGUCUUGAAGCGUAAAGCUUCUAGGUUCAGAGGAGUGGUCGAUUUGUUAGAGGCCGAAGGCAAAAAGCGAGUAUAUAGAGGAUUAGCGGGAAAGCUCGCCGUUGUAUGUGACAAGGGAUGGGAUGCGGUAAAGGAUGCUAAGUAUUGAACUGGACAUGUCAAUUGUACACUGCCUUAUAAUGUACUAUGCACUUCCGGUAUUAGUCAUGUAAAGC
Cryptococcus deneoformans JEC21 is the source of this 3494-nucleotide messenger RNA. Its product is annotated as telomeric template RNA reverse transcriptase, putative. The record is from RefSeq and is a predicted model, not a curated record. The coding region runs from base 101 to 3427 and encodes 1108 amino acids. The transcript has 24 exons. Gene Ontology annotation, molecular function: telomeric repeat DNA binding; telomerase RNA binding. NCBI's taxonomy places the organism in Eukaryota, Fungi, Basidiomycota, Tremellomycetes, Tremellales, Cryptococcaceae. Gene Ontology annotation, cellular component: telomerase catalytic core complex. Gene Ontology annotation, biological process: telomere maintenance via telomerase.